Messenger RNA from Chrysemys picta bellii (western painted turtle), 3800 nucleotides. RefSeq names its product Wnt family member 3A (gene WNT3A). Lineage: Eukaryota; Metazoa; Chordata; Testudines; Emydidae. The record is from RefSeq and is a predicted model, not a curated record. Gene Ontology annotation, molecular function: frizzled binding; cytokine activity. Gene Ontology annotation, biological process: cell fate commitment; canonical Wnt signaling pathway; multicellular organism development. Gene Ontology annotation, cellular component: extracellular region.
CUCUGGCUUGUGGGCCAACAUGCCCCUAAUGAGUAUUAAAACACUAUCUUCUUGCAAUUAGCUCAAUCCUGCCUUCCCGCUCCUGAUUGACAGAGCAAGCAGAAGCAUCAGAAUUUUCCCUUUGGCAAUAAGUGCUGAUUGGGUCCUUCUAAAGAGAGCGACUUCAAACUUUUUUUUUUUUUUUAAUAUUUGCCUUCAGUGUCUUGGCUGAGAGAAGAGUUUUUUUACCUCUCUGCGAUUUUUUUUUUCUCGAGAGGAGUUGGGGAAGGAAGAGAGAGGAUUAUUUACCUGGCUGGGCUGAGUUCAUUUGAUUUUAUUUGGGUUUGUUUUUAAUUUAUUUAUUUGACUCACACCAUCCUCGUAAAGCAGAAGAAAGGAAAGUGUUGGCAACUCGGGUUGAAUUAAAAAAAAAAAACCACCCCAAACUUUUCAUCAACUUUUGGCGAUGGGCUGUAUUGGAUACUUUCUGUUUCUGUGUGGGUUGAGUCGGGCUAUGGCAAGUUAUCCAAUCUGGUGGUCCUUGGCCAUCGGUCACCAGUAUUCCUCCCUGGGGACUCAGCCCAUCCUCUGCGGCAGCAUCCCAGGGCUGGUCCCGAAGCAGCUGCGCUUCUGUCGGAACUAUGUGGAGAUCAUGCCCAGCGUGGCGGAAGGGGUCAAGAUCGGGAUCCAGGAGUGCCAGCACCAGUUCCGUGGGAGGAGGUGGAAUUGCACCACCGUCAAUGACAGCCUGGCCAUAUUUGGGCCCGUGCUAGAUAAAGCUACCAGGGAGUCGGCCUUUGUCCACGCCAUCGCCUCCGCGGGUGUUGCUUUUGCGGUGACCAGAUCCUGCGCCGAGGGCUCAGCCACCAUCUGCGGCUGCGAUACCCGCCACAAGGGGCCCCCCGGGGAAGGCUGGAAAUGGGGAGGCUGCAGUGAGGACGUGGAGUUUGGGACCAUGGUGUCUCGAGAGUUCGCGGACGCCCGGGAGAACAGGCCGGAUGCUCGGUCAGCCAUGAACAGGCACAACAACGAAGCUGGGAGAACAUCCAUUAUUGAUCACAUGCAUCUGAAGUGCAAAUGUCAUGGUCUGUCAGGCAGCUGUGAGGUGAAGACAUGCUGGUGGUCCCAGCCAGACUUCAGGGUCAUCGGUGACUAUCUCAAGGACAAAUACGACAGCGCUUCUGAAAUGGUGGUGGAGAAGCAUCGGGAGUCCCGUGGCUGGGUCGAGACACUCAGGCCCAAGUACAACUUCUUCAAGGCCCCAACUGAGAGAGACCUGGUUUACUAUGAGAACUCACCAAACUUUUGUGAGCCGAACCCCGAGACGGGCUCCUUUGGGACCCGCGACCGGAUCUGCAACGUCACCUCCCAUGGGAUCGACGGAUGCGACCUUCUGUGCUGCGGCCGCGGGCACAACACAAGGACUGAGAAACGGAAAGAGAAGUGCCACUGUAUCUUCCACUGGUGCUGCUACGUCAGCUGCCAGGAGUGCAUACGAGUCUACGACGUUCACACGUGCAAGUAAAGCAGGAGUUCCCUGGACAGGCUCCGUGCGGAGAAAUGGAUUUGAGCCUGCUUCUUCUGAGGUUGCGUAGAUGGGAAAGAUCUACCUUUUUUUUAUAGUAAAAGAAAAAUAAAAAAGGCUAAAACUGGCUGGAUAGAAUAGAUCUAAUGACUUCUUGGUCGUCCCAAGAUGCAUCUGGAGGCUAACAUUACAAACAUGGAACUCCAUACAAAAAGAUUAUGCACCGGUUAGGAGGCUGUGAUUUCUUUAACUACCCAACAGAACAGAACUGCGGAGAAGAUUGUUAGCAGGGGCAAUGACUCUUUGCUCUUCUCUCAACUAACCUGAAGAGACUCAUGCUAUUAAGUGUCCUUUGAAAGACUUGCAACUUCCUAAACACCUUCUGUUCCCAACCCAAUAGGAAGAGGUGAUGUCAGACAGCAGCUCUCAGCGUGCUGAGAUCCUUUCCAAGCCCCAGCAACCAGAGUCUGUGUGCAACAUGAAUGGCAAAAAAUUAAAAUAAAAUAAAACAUUCAAUUCAUUAAAAAAACAAACAAACUUUUCUUCCACUUCUUCCGGGAACAGGGGAAUUCUGCAAACAUUCCUUAGUGCUGUAGAAUGGACGAGCUCUUAGCAUGAACUUUUUAACAUAGUGGUUUCUGCCAGAUUUGACAUAGGACGCAGUGACACAUUUAGUACUUCUGCAGAGAAAGAGACUGCGGAUGGAUUGCUACCAAGGUCCCACUGACACCAGUGCAACAGGCGUGGUAGAUGCUGUGAUCUAGAUACACAUGCGUGCACGUCAUACGUAAAAACUCAGUGCCCAGAAGGGGACCCAGCAAACGCAUGGCCACGGAGACCAAAAUGGCUCUUUUUCCUCAGCAGACACACCAGCAGACAUUGACCCAACUGUGGCCUGUGGAGGCAGGGGUGUGACUCAGCCGAUUAGAAGGAGGAUGCCCGUUGAGACGUGCAGUGGGGUAGGGCGCAAACCACCUGUGAUUAAGGUGGUGAGGACAUCGUUUCUUUGCACCACAGGCCAGCAAGGAAAGGAGAGCAGGAAAGGUGUUUCCCCACCUCUGCUUAAGAAACAAAGUAACCUUGGAAAGUGCACUUAGUUCAUUUCAUUGGCUCCGUACAGCUUCUGCAGAACCCUCAGAACAGAACUCUGUAGGGAACAGCGGUUCUGAAGGACUGUGUGAUAUGUGUUGCUAGCCAAACCCUGACCUAGAACAGCCUUGGACUCUGGCCAAGUUUGGAGCCAGAUCCAACCUCCGCCACUAGUGUCUCUAUAACAGGCCAAAUCAAAAACCUUGUGUCUGAACCACCCUCGACUUUGGGAAAGUUUGGAUCCAGCUCCAAAUCCCAACUCUGCAGCACAGCCCUAUCUCUGCUGUUUGGCUGUUUCGCCUCUUUGACUCCAUUCCUUUGCCCAUGUUGCAAGCUGUCGUACCUCUGAUACCUAGAUCGGGAUUGCCAAUUUACAGUAGCAAAGGUAACUUGCUGUCUGGUAAUCCGGGCUCCACCUGGGGUUGUGGGUUCUCAGGCCUGACUCUUCACACCCUCUCACUGGCUGGAGGUCCCAUCUAGAGAAAUGGGAAAGGGACUGAUUUUUUUUUCUUCCUUUUGCCAUCAAGAAUUGCAGAAAUGGAAAUGAGGAUAGAGCAAAGGGAGCCUUUCCAAUGACUGCCGGGGGAGCUGGAUCACGACUUUGGGCUAGGUUGUGACUACACACCUGCGUGGGGAAAUACAAGCACCUCCUCGAUCCCCACAUGCUGGCUUGCCCUCUGCAACCCGAGCAGGUGAGCUGGGAGAAUGCAGCCGAGACAAGGAAUGAACGGAGCCUAAUCCCCACGGAGAAAAAUGGGGAGGGAGUUGUGCCCCAGAGGCACGUUUCUGAGUCCCAACGCCUCCCGGACUACUUCUAAAUUGAGUUGUGCCCAGAGGCACAAGCUAGCCCUCUGGAUUGACGGGGUCAGUUUUGUCUACUCUGUGUCUAAAGGCUGACUGAUGCCAGAGUGACUUCAGCUGUGGUUUAGAAAACAGAAAGAACGUAUACAUAGAGAAUUAGGCAUGGUUUUGCAUCCCUGCCCAUCCUGGCUAAUAACCAUUGCAGAAGGAAAUGGCCUAGGAUAGGGAUAGUCGUGCGCUAGCUUUAAAAGGAAGGGAAACAGCUGGACAUUUUAGAAAAUCUUAUCUGAAGUGGAAGGAGUCCUUAGAACAAACUGGAAAAGAUUUGGUAAGGAAAAAUAAAUAAAUAAAUGCCGUUGUUUACACUCAUGAUCCAGGGAGAGCAAACACAUGGGCAGAUGCUAGG